AUGCCAAAGACACGAUUCGAAAAGGCUCGCCAGACUACACGUCAACAACGGCAGGCUUACCACCUCACAUGCUCUAAUUGUCGGACAAGAAAAAUGAGAUGCGAUGGAAACCAGCCAAUGUGCGGCAUCUGUCAAGUCUACAACGACAAAUGUAUUUAUGACAAGCCGCCGCCGAUGAGCCAGAUCUUGGCUAUGGCUGAGAAAGUUGCCAUCCUAGAACGGACCAUCGAGGAUUUGCGAACAUCUGGUUCUGCGCAUCACGCAGUACUCCAGCCAAAGUACAAGACCAGUCCACCGUCAGUCCUUAAUGCGUCUCAAGAUAUCAAGAAGAGCAGCCAAGCCGAUGCUAGUAUCAGCCAAGAAGUUUACUUCCCUUCGACGUCAGCAAUCAAAGAUCCUAGGCAGUCAGGAACCGCUACCGAAAGAACUCAAUACCCUGACUCAUGGCAGGAUCAUUCGCUGGGAACAUGCCAGGUUCCCGCGCAAAUUCAAUAUUGGGAAGAAGCCGCGAUGCAAAGCGCUGCUGUGCACCUCCAUCUUCCCCCAGAUAAGGUUGCACAUCUUUUGCAAAUCCAUUGGAUCUAUAUACACCCAACUUUUCUAUUCGUUCCACGUCAAGUAUUCCUGAGAGACUGUGCCAUCGGAGGGCCUCUAUUCUCCCCAGCUUUGCUCUGUGUCAUUUGUCUUCACUCGACUCGUUUCACUGAUCGGAACCUGAGUGAUGAGCUCCUUGCCCGAGCUCGACUACUUCUUAGCAAAGACAUGCACCAAGAGCCAACGAUUCCAACAUUACAAGCCUUGAUUUUACUAAGUGCUAGAGAAAUUGGAAAAGGCUCAGUCUCUCUCGCUUGGCUAUACAGUGGUAUGGGCUUUCGAAUGGCCAUCGAUCUAGGCAUCUUCACAAAGGCGAAUAAUACCUCAGACAGUCAAAUAGGUUGCAUCCGCGAAAGGCUUGCUUGGUCGUGUUUUCUGUGGGACAAGGCUAUUAGUUUAUACCUUGGCCGAGUUCCAACACUCGUUGAGCCGCCCGAUUUUGAGUUGGGCAUACCCACAGACUGUUCGAUGGAGCACGAUCCUUGGGUCCCGCUCGGUGUUGGCGACGCUUCAGCCAUCGAUGGCUAUCGACCCACACCAUCACGUAUCUACAGCUGUUUCAACAACUUUUGCAAACUCAUGGUCAUCGUCAAUGACAUCUUACUGAAUUUAUAUAACCAGAAGAGGUCAGAUAAUUAUUCAACUGUCUUAGCUCACAUCAAAAGCGCAAGACAUGCUCUCGAUGAAUGGCGCAAGGCCACUCCAGACCACUUAAAACUUGAUGCUACAGAUAUCCGGUGUCCGCCACCACAUAUUUUAAUGCAGAAUCUCGUCUAUCAUACGACUGUGAUACUGGUACACCGUCCUUUUAGAGACUACGAACCUUGCCAGAAGGCUUGCCGUGAAGCUUCAGCGGAUGUCGAGAAUCUGCUACUUUUAUUAGAGAGAACUGACAGCUUUUCUCAUGUGACCUACAUGAUGGCAUACUGCGCAUACACUGCAGCAACAGUUGCAGUUGAAGAUCUGAAACAGGGUAUUCCAGGCUCUCAAGAGAGAGUGGAUACAUACAUGCGGGCUCUUCAUGGCUGCCGCUCAAGCUGUCCUGGUAUUCAACGUAGUAUCGAUAUAGCCCUCCGAAGUCUCGAUUCAUACGAUCUACCGAGAACUGCCGCCCCAGAAACUUCGAGAUUGCCCCUUGAAGCUGUGCAACCAGUAGCCGAGAUCAUAGACCUUUCGAUGCCAGCCUUUCCGUAUCCUUAUAUGGAUGCAAGCCUUUUAGAAGCCAGCCCUACACUCGACUUCAACAUCACCCAAUACGCAUCCCUUGAUGGCUUCCCUCAGCAGUGGUCGUCCUUGACUUUCGACGAUUUUGGUGACCUUCUCAUCUAA
Messenger RNA from Pseudovirgaria hyperparasitica, 1923 nucleotides. RefSeq lists its product as uncharacterized. The transcript has 3 exons. Lineage: Eukaryota; Fungi; Ascomycota; Dothideomycetes; Acrospermales; Acrospermaceae. The coding region runs from base 1 to 1923 and encodes 640 amino acids. The record is from RefSeq and is a predicted model, not a curated record. Gene Ontology annotation, molecular function: zinc ion binding; DNA binding; DNA-binding transcription factor activity, RNA polymerase II-specific. Gene Ontology annotation, biological process: regulation of DNA-templated transcription; DNA-templated transcription.